AUGUCAGUAAUAACUCUUAUUUAUUCAAGCCGACACACAAGAGCCACGAUGACCACGAUCCAACCCUUCGAGGCCACUGAUUUGUUCAAAUUAAGCGAUGUCAAUUUAGACAUACUGACAGAGAACUUUCCACUAGAAUUUUACUUCGAGUAUCUUAUACUAUGGCCUGAACUCUUCUUCAAGAGUGUAGAACUGACAUCGACAGAUGAACAUAGAAAUAUUUCUGGUUAUAUGAUGGCCAAGACGGAAGGUAAAGGCCCUCUGUGGCACUCGCAUAUAACAGCGGUGACUGUAGCACCGACUUUUCGAAGGAUAUCCUUGGCGUCCAUGCUUUGCCGGUCGUUGGAAGCCAUUACCGACUCUAGACCGCAUGAGGUGAACUUCAUCGACCUGUUUGUCAAAUGCAACAACAGCCUGGCGAUCAAACUGUAUGAGAAAUUGGGCUAUAGUGUAUAUAGGCGGGUGGUUGGCUAUUACAACUCAAGCGGCGACGGGUAUCCGGCAACUCUGAACUCGACGAACGACGAUAAGGACGCCUUUGACAUGAGGAAGGCCAUGCAAAGGGAUCAGAACCGAAGCGUGAGGGCGGAUGGCAGGAAACACAAAUGCUAUCCUCACGACGUCAGAUUUUAG
Torulaspora globosa is the source of this 633-nucleotide messenger RNA. RefSeq names its product peptide alpha-N-acetyltransferase complex B subunit NAT3 (gene NAT3). The coding region runs from base 1 to 633 and encodes 210 amino acids. The record is from RefSeq and is a predicted model, not a curated record. The transcript has a single exon. Lineage: Eukaryota; Fungi; Ascomycota; Saccharomycetes; Saccharomycetales; Saccharomycetaceae. Gene Ontology annotation, cellular component: NatB complex. Gene Ontology annotation, molecular function: protein-N-terminal amino-acid acetyltransferase activity. Gene Ontology annotation, biological process: N-terminal peptidyl-methionine acetylation.